UCGCCCCCCCCCCGGGCGCGUCCGUCCCGCGCUCCUGGGUGGGGGUUAGGGGACAGGUGGCGGGAGCCGCGGGACAGCGGAGCACCACCACCGGGGGUCAUCGGUCUAAUCCGAGGGCUGUGAGCCGGUCUCGGGGGGUCGGGACUGCCCCAUCAAUUCCGCUGGGGAGAGCUGGCCUCUGUUUUGCGGUGGGGAGGACCCGUUAACCGCUGUAACCAGACUCCUCCACCUCUGUCCCGGGAGGAGCCCAGGAGGGGAGCGGUGUGCAUCGACCCCGUGACCAUUCCUGAGGAGGUAGAGUCACCCGGGGACGCCCAGAGACGCGUUUCCCGCCUUGGAGUCUGCACCCCUUCUCCCCCGGUUACUGACACUCACCCAUACACACUUAACAACCACCCGGUCAGGGGAGCGGGGACUUGUCGUUUGACUGGGGCCCUGACUGUUUACUAAUGAGAGCCCAGAGUUGGGAGGGGGGCGUGUCCAGCAGAAGUUUUCUUGAGUGGAGGGAGACCUGGGUUUGGUGACGGAUGCCGGGAAUGUAGCAAUAGUUCUGACCCUGUCACUAACCCACUGUGUGACCUUCAGUGCCUCCUUAUCUUUGGGCAAAGGUUUCUGUAUUUGUGAAUGAAAGGCUUGUCUGGAUUCUUUGUGAUUCAGAAAGGCGGUGAUUUGGUUAAGUAGAUCUCUGUGAUUUGGAAGGGCGUGCUGCUGGAAGUUGCCUCUGAUGUGGAGGGAAUUGCAUGUCUGCUUUAUAUAAGUUUGGGAGGACUUAGAGAUGGGUAGAGUGGCCCUUUGGCCUAAUCAUUCCUUUAGGAACAGCGUAGCUGAGAGGUAGCCAGGCAAGAUCAUUGUCAACCUACUUACUGAGAGAUUGUGACAUUCCAGUUCGGAGCCUUUGGAAAUUGUGAACAGAUGAGCUCCAUACUUGAUGGGAGAGGUCCUAGACCAAACUGAUCUUAUGUAAACAUAAAGAGAUGAUGGGAUAAAGUGGGCAGAAGUUGCCAAAAGAAAACAUGGAGAAUAAAUCUAUUGAAGAGUGAAGUGGAAGGGGAAAAUGUUUAAAAUGGAGCACCAAAACCGAUACAGUGAUAUCUAGCAUUUGUUCAGCAGCCCAUUGCUACUGCUUUUGAUGCUAACAACUCUCCAAGAUAGGUGAUACUGUACCUGCACUGCAGUUUAAGAGACUGAGGCUUAGAGCCUGAAACAUAAUAGGUACUCAGUCAGAAAGAACAUGACUUGCGGGACCGGAACUUGAAUUUGCCAUGUUGCAGCUUUUUCAGAAUUCACUUACUGGUUGAAAAUUUAGCCUUCUGUUUUGUCACUAGAAUUUGAGCCUGUAGAAAAAAGAAGAGAGAAGGAUGGAAAAUGCAGAGAAAGCUUUACAAGAGAGUAGCAGUUGAAAAACACAGCAUGGAUGUAAUAAGGAAAAUGAGAUUUUGGUUGAAAAAAGAUGUAUAAUACUCAAGCAAAAUAAUGAAGCAUUUAUUUUCAUUCUCAUUUUACUCCAACCAGUGAUGUAAAGAAAGUUUCAGGCCUAAUUUCUGGUUGCGUGGGGAAAUGUUACUAUUAAAUUCUUGAUAAAUUAAAGAAAUGAAACACUUGGGAAGCAAGAUUAAAUGAAGUAAGGAACAGGAAAUAGUAAAUGAAAGAAAGGAGGAUACUGGAAUCUUCCAAGUCAGGCAAAUUGGGAAGUGGAGGAAAUGCCAUCUUCACAAAAAGUCGUAGUAAGGCUAUUAUGAUCAUUGGGAAGAGAAAAUGAACAUUUUUAAAACAAGGAUGUAAACUUGAUGAAUAGCUAAUACCUUUUCUCCUCUUUUUCAGUCUUUGGAGGAUUGUCCUCUAGAUGAAGAUGAAGAUGCAUUUCAGGGCCUAGGAGAGGAAGAUGAAGAGAUUGAUCAGUUCAAUGAUGAUACAUUCGGGUCAGGUGCAGUUGUACAUAGGAGUCCCUGUGUGGCACAAAUGACGAAGAGCUCGACUACUAGCCGAAAGGUUGGUGGUUUGAACCCACCCAGAGGCGCCUCAGAAGACAUACUUGGUGAUCUGCUUCCAGAAGGAAAGCAGCAUUUUACAUGUUGAAAACCCUAUGGAGCAGUUCUGCUAUGCACACAUGGGGUCGCCGUGAGUCAGAAUCGACUCAGCGAGCAACUAACAACAAUAUAUAAUGAUGAUUGGCAGGAAGCACAUGAGCGCCUGGCUGAAUUGGAGGAGAAGCUGCCAGUGGCAGUUCAUGAACAAACAGGCAAUGGAGAAAGGGAUGAGAUGGACUUGUUGGGUGACCAUGAGGAGAACCUGGCAGAAAGGCUUAGUAAGAUGGUGAUUGAAAAUGAAUUAGAAGAUCCAGCUAUCAUGAGGGCGGUGCAGACCAGGCCAGUUUUGCAACCUCAAUCAGGAAGUCUCAAUUCCAGCAUCUGGGAUGGAUCUGAAGUUCUGAGGCGAAUCCGAGGACCACUGCUUACUCAGGAAAUGCCUACAGUAUCUCUACUAGAAUAUGCCUUGCCCCAGAGGCCUCCACAGGGUGCAGAAGACGAUCGGGAUCUUUCUGAGCGUGCGUUACCAAGGCGGUCAACUUCACCUGUCAUUGGGAGUCCUCCUGUCCGAGCCGUCCCCAUAGGCACCCCACCUAAGCAGAUGACCGUACCCAGCUUCAACCAGCAGAUUCUGUGUCCGAAGCCUGUCCAUGUUCGGCCCCCAAUGCCACCACGUUAUCCUGCUCCCUAUGGUGAGAGGAUGUCUCCAAACCAGCUCUGCAGUGUCCCGAACUCUUCCCUCCUAGGUCAUCCGUUCCCUCCUAGUGUUCCUCCUGUUCUCAACCCUCUUCAGAGAGCACAGCUUCUUGGAGGAGCACAGCUACAGCCUGGACGGAUGUCUCCCAGCCAGUUCCCCCGGGUCCCUGGAUUUGUCGGUAGUCCACUUGCUGCCAUGAAUUCCAAGUUGCUGCAAGGGCGAGUCGGGCAGAUGCUUCCCCCAGCACCAGGCUUUCGUGCCUUCUUUAGCGCUCCACCCCCCGCUACACCGCCUCCUCCACAGCAGCACCCUCCUGGCCCAGGACCUCACCUGCAGAACCUAAGAUCUCAGGCCCCAAUGUUUAGACCAGACACAACUCACCUUCACCCACAGCACCGCCGACUCUUGAAUCAAAGGCAGCAACAGAAUAGAAAUCAGCAUCGGAAUCUCAAUGGUGCAGGAGAUAGAGGAAGUCAUCGGAGCAGUCAUCAAGAUCAUCUUCGAAAGGAUCCUUAUGCCAAUCUCAUGUUGCAGCGAGAAAAGGACUGGGUCUCCAAAAUCCAGAUGAUGCAACUGCAAAGCACUGAUCCCUACCUGGAUGAUUUUUAUUACCAGAAUUACUUUGAGAAACUGGAGAAACUGUCAGCUGCUGAAGAAAUGCAAGGUGACGGCCCUAAAAAGGAGCGCACCAAGCUCAUUACCCCUCAGGUGGCCAAGCUGGAGCAUGCUUAUAAGCCAGUGCAGUUUGAAGGCUCUCUGGGAAAGCUUACUGUCUCUAGCGUGAAUAAUCCUCGAAAAAUGAUUGAUGCUGUUGUGACAUCUCGGAGCGAAGAUGAUGAGACAAAAGAAAAGCAAGUUCGAGACAAGAGACGAAAAACCCUUGUCAUAAUUGAGAAAACAUACAGUUUACUCCUUGAUGUGGAGGAUUAUGAAAGGCGUUAUCUCCUAAGCUUGGAAGAAGAGCGGCCUGCCCUGGUGGAUGAAAGAAAGCACAACAUUUGUAGCAUGUAUGACAACUUAAGGGGGAAGUUGCCUGGACAAGAGAGGCCAAGUGAUGACCACUUUGUGCAGAUCAUGUGUAUCCGCAAAGGGAAGAGAAUGGUUGCCCGUAUCCUUCCUUUCCUCUCCACAGAGCAAGCAGCCGACAUUCUCAUGACAACAGCCAGGAACCUCCCUUUCCUUAUCAAGAAGGAUGCACAAGAUGAGGUGCUGCCAUGCUUAUUGAGUCCCUUCUCUCUCCUCCUUUAUCAUCUUCCAUCAGUGACUGUCACCAGCCUUCUGCAACAGCUAAUGAACCUACCUCAGAGUGCAGCUGCACCAGCACCCCCCAACCCUCACCUCACUGCUGUGCUCCAGAACAAGUUUGGCCUGUCACUGCUCCUCGUUGUCCUGAGCCGCGGGGAAGACCUACAGAGUUCGGACCCUGCUACGGAAUCAACACAAAACAACCAGUGGACAGAGGUGAUGUUCAUGGCAACCCGAGAACUUCUACAGAUUCCCCAAGCAGCCCUGGCCAAGCCAAUCUCUAUACCCACAAACCUAGUAUCCCUCUUUUCACGCUAUGUCGAUCGACAGAAGCUGAACUUGCUGGAGACAAAACUGCAGCUAGUUCAGGGGAUACGAUAAAAGAUCUCCAAAUGCAUCCUGUACCUCCUUUUGGCUGCCACCUGCACUGCUGCCGUCACCAACGGAGUGUUUUUAAUGAGGGAGGGAAUGUAGCUUAUUCCCCAAAGCAGUCUUGUGGGAUCGAUGCCCGUUUACAGGGAUUGUCUCUAAAUCCCAGGUAUUUCCCCACUGCUCUGUGAAAUUUGGCUGGGUGAUACUUCUGCUGGUUUCUUCUUACCUUCUGUGUUACCAUUCUGCAUGCCCUACUUUGACUCAAUUCUUCUCAACUUUACAUUUUCUUUGCCCUAGAGUCACAAAUAUAAUCUCUCCCUUUUUCCCACCACCACUACUCCAGUUCGGAGUAGAUCGUAGCCUGCCAAAGGAUGCCUUCCCUCAUCCUAUCAAAGUCUUUUUUCAUUGCCUCCUGUUAAUGUGACUGUAGGAGAGCCAAUUAAGUAGAAAUUGAUACACAUCUGUACACACACAGGCAACACUCCCCUGUAUGUACAUUGCUGUGAUCUCCAGAGGGUCUGUAAAGAAUGAGUUUUGGAUUGGAAAAAUAUUUAGUGACAUAUCCCUCCUCUAAUAACAGGUUUUUUUAAUGAUAGUAUUUUUAAUCUGUUUCUAUUCCAUCUUAUAAUCAAUUUGGUGGGUUCUGCUUACUUUAAUAUAAACACAGGAUAUGCAGUACAUUUAAUAAAAUCUGAACUCUUAAUUGGCCAAUGCCCAGCUCUAGGCUGAGAAGUCCUUAUUCUCUAACGCACUUGUAUUUCUUUGGUUUCUGUCCACCUCAGUAGAAACACCACACGGUUAAGCCUUUUCUUAAUUACUACAACCACAGUGUACUUGAGCCUGUCCUCUCAAGUGCACACAGAGCACCCAGGAUGGUGCUCACUUAGAGCCUGCCUUCGCAGUGUAGCUUUUUGCACACUCACCUUGUCUUCCUGAGACUACUUCAGCAAGCCAUGCUCUGACUUCUCUGUUCCUCAUUUUUAUUUGGUGUCCAUGGGUAGAAACCCCCAAAAUGUAACCAUAGAAGCUAAGUUUGGCCUGCUUUGCCCCUCAUCUCCACACCAUGAGCAGGACUGCUGUCCUUGCUACACCAUCUUACCCACGUCCCACUCCCAGGCACCCUGAGGCUUGGGUUUGAACCCUAGCAGGGCAGCCCACCAUGAUGCUUUUCACUUGCCCUCUCCCAUUCACCAAUCAACCAGGAUAAGGGAUUUUGAUCCCUAGUGAUUACAGCUCUCAAGAAAAUUAAAUCUGAAUUAAUUUUACCUGACUGUCCUAAUCUCUCUGCUGUUCUCACCUUUUGGAAUGUAGUGGAGAGGACAGGUUAUGAUAUUUAAAGAGAAUAAACAUUUUGCACAUACUCAUAUUGUACAACGGUCAAACCCUCCAUUACAACCAGUUCUCUUUGUUCUCCAUGCUCUCUCUUCUCUGUCUCCAUUUCUUCCCAUUCUGUAGCCCCAGGCUCCACCUGCCAUUCUCCAGUGACCUGACCUAGCUUCCCUCUGGCGUCACCUACUGACUCCUCACCCUCACAGCUGAUCAAGUGACUACUUGAUUACUAUUUCUCCCUCUCUGUGCUUUAUCUUUUUUGUUCAGUUCUAAUUAAUGAAAAUAAAAGUUUCUAAAUUUACAUUUUUAUAGGGUAUUGUAAAUAAAAACAAAUUGUAUACUUGAAAAAAAAAGUGUCCUUGCAUUUCUACUUUCUCGUUGCUUCUGAACAUGAUUUUUAAUGUGUUUCUAGCAUGUUUAGAUAACCUGGCCAACCUCUUGGUGUUUGGGAUUGGUAAGGAUAUUUCUGCCUAAUGUUUUUACCUUUUUAAUUUUGUUGUGAGGGAGACAGCGAAGAUCUUAUGAUAACUUUCUUUAAGAAACAUAGUAACUUUCUUUAAGAAACCUAGGAUGUUUUCAGUCCCCACCCCCAUUUUAACGACAAAAUAGAAUUGUGCAUUUUAGUAGAUCCACUGUAGUUCAUCUUCUCCGUCCAUCUAUCUCUAGGCAUAUGGGAAUUUUUUCCCUGAUGUAUACACAUGGGGUUGCUAUGAGUUGGAAUCUACUCGGUAACAACAGGUUUUGUUCUGUUUGUUUGUUUUUUAUAUAGAUUUUACUAUUUAGAGCAGUUUUGGGUUUUACAGAAAAAUUGUGCAGGAAGUACAGAGUUCCCGUAUGCCCCUCUCCCCGCAUACGCUACUUCUGCAAUCAUUAACAUCUUGGAUUCCUGCAGUGUGUUUGUUACAAAUGAUGGCCUGAUACUGAUAUGAUACGUUAUUAUUAAAGUGCAUAGUUUACAUUAGGGUUCACAUUUUGUGUUGUGCUGUCCUCUGAGUUUUAACAAAUACAUAAUGUCAUGUGUCCAUCAUUAUAGUAUCAUAUGGAAUUAUUUCACUGCACCAAAAAUACCCUGUGCUCCACCUGUUCAUCCCUCCUCCAUCCCCCGGAACCCCUAGCUACCACUAGUCGUUCACUGUCUCUAUAGUUUUUCCUUUUCCAGAAUGUCAUAUCGUUGAAAGUAUGUAGCUUUUUCAUAGUGGCUCCUUUCACUUAACAAUUCACCCCCUUCUCAUUUAUCGACGUAGUUAGGUUCCAAAGACCAGGUCAUUAUGGGAAAUUGGUGUUAGGCAAAAAUGAAGCAUGACCACAUCAGAUCACAAAACAAUAACUACAUUACUACAUAACUGCCAAACCACUGAGAAUCAUGGCCCAGGCAACUUGACACAUCACCUUAACCAUCAAACCCAGCACCCCUGUGUUUGUUACUCCCAGACGUAUGUCGUUAAUGUGCAAAACUGCCAGAUAGUAGAUUUUUUACUAUUGUACUUGUGAAAUCCCAAGUAACAAGAUAGUUGAUAAAGAGAAGGUAUAUACAGUUACGGUUCCUCCAUGACUUUUUGUGGCUUGAUAGCUCAGUUUUUUAGUCACUGAAUAAUACUUCAUUGUAUGGAUGUACACAGUUUGUUUAUCCACUCACCUACUGAAGGACAUCUUGGUUAUUUCCAGUUUGGGCCAAUUAGGAAAAAAGCUACUAUAAACAUUUGUGGUCAGGCUUUUAUGUGGAAAUACAUUUUCAACUCAUUUGAGUAAAUACCUAGAAGCAGGAUUGUUGGAUCCAAUGGUAAGCGUAUGUUUAGCUUUGUAAGAAACUCCCAGACUGUCUUCCAAGUGGGCUGUACCAUUUUGCAUUCCCACCAGCAGUGAAUGAGCAUUCCUGUGGCUCCACGUCCUCACCAGCAUUUGGUGUGGCCAAUGUUUUGGAUUCUAAUUGAUGUGUAAUGGUAUCUCACUGUUUUGAUUUGCAGUUCUCUAAUGACAUGAUAUUGAGAGUUUUUUCAUAUGCUUAUUUGCCAUCUCCAUUAUCUUCUUUGAUGAUGUUUCUCUUCAGCUCUUUUGCCCAUUUUGUAAUCAGGUUGUUAUUGUUGAGUUUUAAGAGGUCUUGUCUGCUUUGGAUACAAGUUCUUUAUCUGAGAUGUGUUUUGCAAAUAUUGUCUCCCAGUCUGUGGCUUGUCUUUUCAUUCUCUUAACAAUGCCUGUAAUGCUACCUCUCUGUAGCAGAGGUUUUUAAUUUUAUUAAUGAAGUCCAACUUAACUUCUUUUCUUUUGUAAUUCAUGCUUUUGGCCUUAUGUCUAAAACGUCACUGCCAAACGCAAGGUCACCUAGACGUUCUCCUGUUAAUCUCCUAGAAGUUUCAAAGUUUUGCAUCUUACAUUUAGUUCUGUGAUCCAUUUUUAAUUAAUUUUUGUGAAAAGUUGGAGUUCCAUUAAUUCAUCUUCUGUGAAACGAAGCUUUGUUAAUUUCUGUGUCUAGAUUCAUUUUCUUGCAUAUGAUGUCCAGUCUUUGCAGCACAGUUAUGAAAAAGACUCCCCUUUCCCCAGUGAAUUCCCUUUGCUCCUUUGUCACAAAUCAGUUGACUUUAUUUGUGUGAGUCUGUUUCUAAGGUCCCUCUCCUGUUCUACUGACCGACUCAUCUAUUCCUUUGCCAGCACCCAACUGUCUUGAUCACUGCAGUCCCCUUGACUUUUUAAAGAGACUUCAUGUAGCCCAGUUUGGCAUUUAGCUGCCCUCAUGGUUGGCAUUUCCUUAGCUUUCAUCCACAUCUUACUAAUUUCUAUCUUCAAAGGAGAUGGAGGAAAGCUGGUCAUUCUUUGUAGUAAAUUCGUAUGUUAAUUAUUUCAGACUUGAGUAUCAUUUUUCCUCUAAAAUGUUUAAGAUACAAGAUUCAGCUAAAAAGUAGAGGGAGACAAAAAGUUAAAAGUGGUAGAAUGGGGAGGGGGAGAUAAUUUAAUAUUAUAGGGUGGUUACUCAGAUUAAAAAGGAGCCCUGGUGGCAUAAACGGUGAAGCACUCAGCUGCUAAUUGAAAGGUUGGUGGUUUGAACCCACCCAGCAGCUCCUCGGGAGAAAGACCUGACAAUCUACUUCCAUAAAGAUUAUGACCAAGAAAAUCUUAUGAGGCAGUUUGAUCCUGUCAUACAGGGUCACUAUGAGUCAAAAUUAACAACAUUUAGAUAAAGCUUAUUUUCUCCUGAUAAGUAGACAGGGCCCUUGAGGUUAAAUAGCUUGUUGAGGUGACACAGCUAGUAAGCAGCAGAGCAAGGGGUCAUACAGGAUAUUGCAGUGAGAGUAAAAUCUUCUGGUAGAAGACUUAUCCUCAUCUUUUAACGUGAGAGAAUAAGGUACCUCAAUUUUGUUAGAAUGAAACUGGCUUGGGAUUGCCCUUACACCCCCAGGAGUCUAGAUUCAGAACGUCGGAAGUGAAGAAGACUAUAGAUCAUGUAGUCGAGCCCUGGAAUUUAAGAGGUGAGGAAGCUGAAGCUCUGAGAGGCAGAACGCCUGAAGUAACAUGUGAAGUCCCAUGCCUGGUUAAUGUACAGCCAAAGAAGGAGCUCAAGUUCAUAUGCUCCGUUAGACUAUGGUUCUCCACUGCAGUUUGAGAAAUACUGGCCCUAGUCCAGAAAAGGUAAGAAUUAAGUUACUGUGUUACUUGUGAGAAAAAGACUAACUUAGCCUAACAGUUACAUUCUUUAUGAAUAUAAGAGUAGCUUACAAUAAUACCAACUGAUUUUUCAGUCAUGGAGUACAUACCAGAUACCAUUCUAGGUGCUCUAAAAGUCGUUUUUUAAGACUCAGCAGAAUCCAUGAAAGCAGUAUUAAUAACUUCCCUGCUGAUGUGUGUCAAAAGUAAAGUAGGUGACACACUUAUUUACAACAUGGCACAGAGUUAAACAUUGACAUCGAUGUAUGUAAUCUUAUUUAAGAAAACGAAGACUCUGAUAAAUGCUACAUAGGUAAUAAAUUCUGAUAGGUACUAGGUACCACACUUGUGAAUAAUAUUUCAUAAAAAAAGAAUAUGCACAAAUUGACAACAGCAACUGGAAAGAUCACAUAGGAACCUCAGGGGGUGGUGAGUUUAUGUUAAUGGGGGAGGAACAACUCAGAAAAGGAGAGUGAGAAUGGUUGCACAACUGGAAGAAUGUGAUCAAUGUCACUGGAUUGUCCAUGUAGGAACUGUUAAAUUGGUGUAUGUUCGCUAUGAGUCAGAAUUGACUGGAUGGCAAUAAGUUUGGUUUGGUUUUUAUAUAUGGUUUUAUUCUCAACGAUAAAAAAAAAAAGAAUAUGCAAGUGAAUGAUAAAGUUUACACCCACUACUGAUCAGAGAAAUACAAAAUAAAAUACUUUUUACCUAUUAGCAAAAACUUAAAAAUAAUGCUAGUGGAAAUUUGAGGCUGCCACUCACGCUGGUGGCGGUAAACUUCUGUUUCUGGAAAGUGCUUUGGCAAUCCGAAGAGCUUCAAAAAUAUUUGUAGCCUUUGACUAAUUUGGCUUCAAAUAUCUCUCUUAAGGAAGGAUCCUAAAGCAAAAAUACUCAUCACAACAUUAUAAUAGAAAAAUUGUAAAUAACCUAAAUGUUCAACAUCACAAACGAUAACCCAUGUGUCAUGGGCAGUCAGGAGGAGACAAAAUGUUUAAGCAUGGAAUGUGUUAAUGAUAUAUUACGGGGAAAGGCAGGCUACAAAAAUAUAUGCUUUAAAUGUAAUAUUUAAAUUUAAAUAUAAUAUUUAAAUAUAAGUAUAAUGAGGAAAAAAAAAGAAUACUAGAUAUGCUCCUAAAAAUUACUGGUGUCUGUCUCUAGGUGGUGGGAUUAUGGAAAACUUUCUAUUACUUUUCAGUGUUUUCCAAAUUUUCUGCAGAGAAAAUACAUUGCUUAUGUUCUUUAGAAAAAAAAAAUUUGAAAGAAUUAAGAGUUUACUUACAUGGGAAAAUUCUAAAAACAGAGUGUUAAGUAAAAAAGUAGAUUCUAUGUAUGAUUUGGAGCCCUGGUGGCACAGUGGUUAAGAGCUCGGCCGCUAACCAAAAGGUCAGCAGUUCGAAUCCAUCAGCCGCUCCUUAAAAACCCUAUGGGGUGGUUCUACUCUGUCCUACUGGGUCGUCAUGAGUCGGAAUUGACUGAAUGGCAACAGGUUUGGUUUGGUUUUUAUGUAUGGUUUGAUCAGUGCGGAUUAAAAAAAACAUGGAAAACAGAAGACAAUCAAGGAUGACCAGAGAUCAGUGCCUGCCUUUGAGUGGAGGGGUUUAGAGGACUGAGCGUAUGUGAAUGUUCCUGCUUUUCCGUAUUUCCCAAAUUGUCUUCAAUGAGCAUGUGUUAUUAUAAAACCAGAAAAGUUACCAUAAAACUGCUAAAAUAUAGUAAAAACUGCCAGAAUAUGUGGCUCUCUUUUUCAGGUGAGAAAAUAAGUUCCAAGAGUUUAAGUAACUUGAUCAAAAUGCCAUUGCUGGGAAAUAGCAGAGCGAAAGUGUUACGUCAGUGCUUCUGACCACACAGCAGGUGCAUGUGCCAGGAGUCUGAAAAGGCCACAUGAAAGCAAGGCCAUUGUCCUGAGAGAUAUGGUCACUUAUUCCAUUAUUGCACAUUAACACAAGAUAUCAGGGAUCACAUAAUCACUUUGAUAAGUCCUAUUUCUUUCAUUGACCUUCCAAAUUUACAUUAAAUUUUAUUUUUUCCAAUCUGUAGCUACUGAAUCAAGAUAGUUAGAAUAACCUGUUGUUAGUUGGCAUUGAAUUGGCUCCAAUUCACAGCAACCCAGUGUACAGUAGAAUGAAACAUUGCCCGCUCUGGCACUCCUUGAGUUUGUUAUUACAGCCACUGUGUAUUUUGAGUGCCUCCCAGCCUAAGGGCCUCACCUUCCAGCACUAUAUUGGACAAUAUUGUUGUGAUCCAUAGGGUCGUCAUUGGCUAAUUUUCAGAAGUGGGUCACCAGUUCUUUCUUCCUAGUCUAUCUUAGUCUGGAAGUUCCACUGAAACAUGUUCACCAGAGGUGACCCUGCUGGUAUUUGAAAUUCCAGCAUCAUAGCAACUUGCAAGCCACCACAGUACAACAAACUGACAGACGGAUGGUGGUAGAAUAAUCUAGUGGAGUUAAAAGAAUGUGUAUACAACAGAUAAGUAUGGGAAAAAUGCGGAGUGGAACUUCAAAUUCCCAAAGAAUCCAGACAUACUGGAACCAUUGAGGCUAGAGGAACAUGGAAACCAUUGCUCUGGGAUACUCUACAAACCUUGAAACAAAACUAUCCCCUGAAGUCAUCUUUAAACAAAAAAAACAGCUCAAAAAAUAAAGAAUGUCAUCCUUAAGUAUUACACUUAAAAAAUUUUUUUUUUUUUAUCUAUAUGAGACAACAGUAACUUUAAAGCAUAGAUAAGAAGUUUAGAGGGCAGGGAGUCUAAAUGGGGUGAAACAACUAGAGCAGAAAAACUGAGAAUGUUGACACAGUAAGGAAUAACUAAUGUGAACAGUAUGUGUAGAAAUUGUUAAUGGGAGUGUGUUUUGAUGUACAUAUUUUCACCAAAAAUAAAAAGAUUUGUAUAAAUUGUCUUCCAGCUCCAUCUCCAGAAGCAUCUGUUCGAGUUUACUUUGGCCUAAGUUUCAGUUCACCAGAGUUGCCUGUCAAUCUAGGGAAGGCCAAGACACAACCUUCUGAAUUUGAUACAGAGAGGGAACUGGACGCCACCUAUUUAGGAGGGCAAUGAAGCCAUUGUGUGGGAAGCAGAGUGGGGAGAUUGAAAGAAUCUUAUACUUUUCCUCUUGGCCUGAAUAUGGUUAAAUAAAUUGAUAUUGUGAUCCCUAAUGAAUUAUGUGGGUUUUAGGAAACAAGCCUUUAAGGAUUCAGUAUCUUAAAAUUAUCUAACGGCAUUGUCUUCACCUUCUUCCUUCUUGUAUCAGAGGCACAGUCGUGAAUAGACUGCAGGUUCAUGACUGCCCCGCUUUGCUUUUUUAAUUUGCAAAUGUUGCAUGUAAGGCUAUGUUGAGGAGCUUGUUUUUCAACAUGACUCCUUCAACCCCCCAGCUAGGCCAUUUUCAUUCUCCAAGGCAAUGUUAACCUAAAUUAGACUUAAGAUCUGGGAAACACCAAAAGGGAGCAAGGUAAUCAGGGAUGAGUGUGCUUUGCCAGUUGUGAAUAGAUAAAAAUCUCUUAAAUUGCUUAGAUUUUGCGUCCAUCUAAAGAAUUGGAGAAAUCUGCAUACAACCUACAAAGCGAAAGGAUCUCAAAUUCAACCCCCCAGAAAAACCACUGCUAAGAGUUUAAUGUAUUAUCCUCCAAGUGUACACCUUUGCAUACACAGAUAUAGAAUUAAAUUUUUGUUUCCCCCCACCUUAAUAUAUCAUGGACACCUUUCAGUAUAUAGAGAGCUACCCUGUUCUUUUUAAUGAGUGUGUAAAGUUCCACAAUUUAUUUAACUGCUCCCCUGUUGAUAGGAUUCUGUUUUUAAUUAUUUUUUGUCAGUCAACAUUGUUCAUCUAGCAACAAACAAAGGUAAACUCACAAUAUCACCUUACAUUGCUGUCAACCAUUUUAUACCUCAUUUUCUAAUUUGAUCCUCUCCAUAACCUUUUGAAAUAGGGAUGUUGUCGUUAGGUGCCAUCGAGUCGGUUCU
Loxodonta africana (African savanna elephant) is the source of this 13263-nucleotide messenger RNA. RefSeq names its product PAT1 homolog 1, processing body mRNA decay factor (gene PATL1). Gene Ontology annotation, biological process: P-body assembly; deadenylation-dependent decapping of nuclear-transcribed mRNA. NCBI's taxonomy places the organism in Eukaryota, Metazoa, Chordata, Mammalia, Proboscidea, Elephantidae. Gene Ontology annotation, molecular function: RNA binding. Gene Ontology annotation, cellular component: P-body. The record is from RefSeq and is a predicted model, not a curated record. The transcript is spliced from 19 exons. The coding region runs from base 2260 to 4350 and encodes 696 amino acids.